Molecule: messenger RNA, 1271 nt
Organism: Nothoprocta perdicaria
Lineage: Eukaryota; Metazoa; Chordata; Aves; Tinamiformes; Tinamidae
Gene: TACR1
Product: tachykinin receptor 1
Exons: 5
Coding region: 32-1225 (397 amino acids)
Biological process (GO): G protein-coupled receptor signaling pathway; positive regulation of flagellated sperm motility
Cellular component (GO): sperm midpiece; plasma membrane
Molecular function (GO): substance P receptor activity
Source: RefSeq, a predicted model, not a curated record
CCCUGAUCCCAGCGGCCGGGGCGGCAGCGCCAUGGGCGACGCGGUGCCCCCCAACGCCUCGCUCAACGCCUCGGCCACCAACCAGUUCGUGCAGCCGCCCUGGCAGGUGGCCCUGUGGGCCACCGCGUACGCGCUGGUGGUGGCCGUGGCCGUGGUGGGCAACGCGGUGGUGAUGUGGAUCAUCCUGGCGCACAAGCGCAUGCGCACGGUCACCAACUACUUCCUGGUGAACCUGGCCUUCGCCGAGGCCUCCAUGGCCGCCUUCAACACGGUGGUGAACUUCACCUACGCCGUGCACAACGAGUGGUACUACGGGCUGCUCUACUGCAAGUUCCACAACUUCUUCCCCAUCGCCGCCGUCUUUGCCAGCAUCUACUCCAUGACGGCCAUCGCCCUGGACAGGUACAUGGCCAUCAUCCACCCGCUGCGGCCCCGGCUCUCGGCCACGGCCACCAAGGUGGUCAUCGGCGUCAUCUGGCUCCUGGCCUUCCUGCUGGCCUUCCCGCAGGGCUACUACUCGGUGACGGCGGAGCUGCCGGGCCGCCUCGUGUGCCUGGUGGAGUGGCCGGAACACGACACCAACCUCUAUGGGAAAACGUACCACUUCUGCAUGACCAUCCUCAUCUACGUGCUGCCGCUGCUGGUCAUCGGCUGCGCCUACACCGCCGUGGGCAUCACCCUGUGGGCGAGCGAGAUCCCCGGAGACUCCUCCGACCGCUACCACGAGCAAGUGUCGGCCAAGAGGAAGGUGGUGAAGAUGAUGAUCAUCGUGGUGUGCACCUUCGCCUUCUGCUGGCUGCCCUACCACGUCUACUUCACCCUGCAGUACUUCAACCCCGAGUGGUACCUGCAGAGGUUCAUCCAGCAGGUCUACCUGGCCAUCAUGUGGCUCGCCAUGAGCUCCACCAUGUACAACCCCAUCAUCUACUGCUGCCUCAACGACAGGUUCCGCGUGGGCUUCCAGCGCGCCUUCCGCUGGUGCCCGGGCGUGCGCGCCGCGCGCUACGAGGGCCUGGAGCUGCGCUCGGGCCGCGGCGCGCACGCGCAGAGCAGCGCGUACCGCGCGAGCCGCGCCGACACCACCGUGUCCUCGGCGCCCGCCGACGCCGACGAGGGCACCGCCGCCAAGCGCCUCUCCGCCGACGUCGCCUCCAACGGCUCCUCGCGCAGCGACUCCAAAACCGUCUCCGAAAGCUGCAGCUUCUACUCCAACACGCUCGCCUAGGCGCCCCGCGGCCCUUCCCCGCACCCCACGCUGCCCCUCGGGGACG